AUGACGGGCCCAGUACCAUCGAAUCAGAACACUACAGCCAAAAUGACAGACGGUAAAGAGUCUGACAAGAAAAAUAAGGGCACCGCAAUCAACAACACGGGCGCCGAAAACCCUGGAAUGCAUGGCACAAAGGCUCCCCAAGACCCAAGGACUUCGCAUGAUCAUAGUCAUCGUUUUCGAAAAUUUUGUCAUCGUCACUGCAUCCUCCCAGGGCAUCAUCACGAAGGAUCAGAUAAAGCGGUCACGAUUUCCACUAUCAACGUAACAGACACGACACUACCGGGAAAGGAGAACACGAAUGCUAGCAUUGCUACGAGUAGUACGAGUAAAGGCUCGGAAAAUGCGGAAAAGCUUAGCCCAAAGGUCAUCCCAAAGGUCCGUCCAAGGGUCAAUUCAAAGGCCUCCACAAAGACUGCUAAGAGAAAACCGUCGGCGAAUCCUGUUUAUUAUGUUGAAGAGGCCGAUGAAGAUUGUUGUUGUGAUUGUGAUGAAGAUUUUUAUUAUGAUGAUGCGGAAGAUUAUUAUUAUGAUGUUGAUGAAUGCGAUGAAUGCGACUCGGACUGAUUCGACGAAUGUUCAGAGUGAGAGGAAGCUUGCGAUUGUGGAGAAGCAUCUUCAGAUGUUUGCGGUGGAGAUGAAUUGUACGGCUUGUGGAGUAGGGCCAGUUUUGUCUGGCGGAAAUAAGGCAUGUAGAAAGACGUAG
Hymenoscyphus albidus is the source of this 703-nucleotide messenger RNA. The record is from the annotation of a GenBank genome assembly. Lineage: Eukaryota; Fungi; Ascomycota; Leotiomycetes; Helotiales; Helotiaceae.